GAAUCGAAGUUCACCAAUACACCACUCUAGUAAUAGCAGCUGAAAAGCGCUCGACUUCUCGCUGUUGCUCCCGCACAAGCUCUCUUUCCUUUUCGGUUUCAAACUGUUGGCUCUCUCUCUCUCUUGCCGGUUUGUUCCUCGCUACAAGUCUCUCUUUCUCUUCUCUGCGUGUCUAUUCUCACAAUAGCAGAAUUUGAUUCUUAGCUGGCUUCCUCUUAUCUUUUACUGGCUCUUCAAAGUAGAGAUCAUCAACUUUUUUGCCGAUAACUGGCUCUUGUCGUGAUUCCGGCGUGUCGUGUAGCGUUUGCGUUCUUCGCUUUUGUGGCAUAACAUAUAUUUUUUGUACGGUGAUCUCUUCGUUUUUCUUUUCUUUUCAGUUCCCUGAACUACCAGCGCGAGUGCUUUUCUCUUGUUUCUCUUACGGUUCAAUUUCUUUCAUUUGUCUGGUCUUCGUCUGUGUUUGGCCAUCAACCCUCAAAAAAAAAAAAAAAAUCAAAGGAUAAAAACAUAACAACAAAAAUAAGUCUACGAGCAGAAUAAUAAGCUUCGCUGAAAACGCACCCAACAACGGUCAACGUCAACAAAAGGAAAGGCCCUCGUUUCCAUUGCGCUCUGUUCCCUUUUUAGAUUAUUGUUCAACGUGAUUUACUGCAUCAAGUGCAAACCCUCACAGCCGCCAGCAGCCAUAGAAGGAUAAUUGCCGGCUCGACCUCUUCUUAAAGAAAAAAUCACAACCAACAACAAAAAAGCAGAUUUCUCCCCUCGUAAUAUAAAGACCUUUUUUUAGCUUUUCCUUUCUUCCUCGUUUAAAAUCAAAGGCUAAACACUCUUCUUUGCAGCGGUAGGCACGCAAUUUGUUCUGCAGGAUUGAUCUUUUGAGAUUCACCGCGUUUUUUCCUCUUUCUUUACGCACGCUUGCUUCCUCGAAUUGUUGUCACUGCGCAAGAGCAAGUAUUUCUGCGCUGCUGCCGAAUUGUGUUGUGUGAACACGUGCGCGCCGUUUUCGAUCGCUUUUUCCUCCUUGUGUUUAAUCUUCUGUGCUUUGCUGAGAGGUGCAGUGGUUCGUUUUCUCAGACGAAAAUCCACAGCUGGUUUUCCUUUUCUUGUUUUUUAGUAGCGACUGUCGCUGCUGUAUCUCAUUUGCUGCUUCGGUGUCGCCAGUCACACACACGCACACUCGUUCCAAAAUGAGCGAGGUUGUCUAUACGUCGGGCAACCCGGUUGGUGUGGUGCCGUUUCUCACCGCCCUCACCGACUACCAAAAGAAAGGUGUCGGCGUUGACAUGAUGCUGAAGGCCUUGCUGAACGUGUCGCGACUCUGCAUGCUCUAUAGCACCAAUCUGGGCGACAAGAGGAAGUUUUUCAAAUUGGCAGACACCAUCGUAGAGUGCCGUAUGCUGUGCAACUUUGGUCGUCCAGUCAUGACGUUCCACCAGGCCAUGUCCGUGCUGGGAAAGAGGAGUUAUAUGGAGUUCUGGCACUGCCUUUUCACCUGCCUCGCCUUCUUCCUCCGCGUCCCGGAGCAGCUCAGCGGCGACAUGAACUUCUUGCAGAAGGUAGUCUUCCGCAGGUGGAGCCGUGAGAAACUGUCCUUCUGUUACCGAUUCUUCAAGUCGUGGUCGCUGACGUGUGGCUUGCUGGCAGAACUCACUCGGCGUUCGGCGCUGAAGCGCGCGGUUCGCAGCGCCGUCACUCCUGAAGAGAAUGUGCACACAAAACUGGAGCUGCAGGUGUCGAAUGCAUUGAUUAUCCGGACACUGUGCGACAUGUACGUCUACUUCAAAUGGAUUCCCGGGUACGAGCCCAUCAAGGCGGUCGAGUACUCCUGCGGCCUCGCAUCAGGCCUGAUUGGGGUGUUGUUGGUGUGGAAGGACACCCGUUACGUGCUGCCGCCCAUGGCAAAGGACGUGCAGCCUUGCGAGCGGUGCGGUCAUAAGCACGCGCUUCAGCGCGCUGUGUGCGUGUUAGACAGUGAGGGCGGCGGUAGCGAGGGUGGUGCUAGCGCGGAUGAAGAGUAA
This is a messenger RNA of Leptomonas pyrrhocoris, 2018 nucleotides long. RefSeq lists its product as hypothetical. The transcript has a single exon. The record is from RefSeq and is a predicted model, not a curated record. The coding region runs from base 1188 to 2018 and encodes 276 amino acids. Lineage: Eukaryota; Euglenozoa; Kinetoplastea; Trypanosomatida; Trypanosomatidae.